Lactuca saligna is the source of this 1440-nucleotide messenger RNA. Lineage: Eukaryota; Viridiplantae; Streptophyta; Magnoliopsida; Asterales; Asteraceae. The record is from the annotation of a GenBank genome assembly.
AUGCUCCGGUCUACAAAACGAUCCUAUGAGUAUCUCAUCAACCAUGUCCCCAAGCUUCUCCUCGUAACCAUAAUCUUUGCUUUCUUUAUUCAAGCAUUCAAACAAGCCCCAUACCACCUUCUUGAUGAUAGUUAUUUCAUCCACACACUCACUUUCUGUUUGCUAGCAAUCUCCAUUCUCGCAUUCUACUUCUUGAACAAACCUCAAACCAUCUACCUCGUCGACUUCGCUUGUUUCAAGCCACCAUCCAUGCUCCGUGUGCCAUACGCCACUGCGGUUGAACAUGCCCAUAUCAUCUUGGCCUCGGAGCCCAAAAGCGUUUCUUUCCAAGUUAAGAUAUUCGAUAGAUCGGGUUUGGGUGAGGAAACAUGUUUACCACAUUCAUUACACUAUCUACCACCAAAACCUAAUAUGAUGGAUGCUAGAGAUGAGGCUGAAAUGGUCAUUUUCUCAGCCAUGGAUUCUUUACUUCAACAAACAGGGAUUAGUCCGAAAGAUAUCGAUAUUUUGAUCGUAAACUGCAGCCUCUUCGCACCAACUCCUUCGAUUUCAGCCAUGGUGGUUAACAAGUAUAAGAUGAGAAGUAACGUCAAGAGUUAUAACUUGUCGGGAAUGGGGUGUAGCGCUGGGUUAAUAUCCAUAGAUUUAGCAAAAAACCUACUCCAAGUACAUCAUGAAUCGUAUGCGGUUGUGAUAAGUACUGAGACUAUCACCCCGAAUUCUUACACGGGUAAAGAAAGAUCCAUGCUCGUUCCAAACUGUCUUUUCAGAAUUGGAGGCGCAGCCAUUCUCUUGACCAAUAAAAGGUCACAACGUAAACAUGCUAAGUACACACUCUUGCAUGUGGUUCGAACCCACAAAGGGUCUGAAGAUAAAUCAUAUCGUUGUGUCACACAAGAAGAAGAUAAAGAGGGUCAUGUCGGGAUAGCGUUAAACCUAGAUCUCAUGGUGAUCGCUGGGAAUUCAUUGAAGUCAAACAUAAGCAGCAUCGGGCCAUUGGUUCUUCCCGCAUCGGAGCAACUCUUGUUUGUUUUCAAUCUCAUUGGGAGAAAGUUCCUUAAGCUUGAUCUGAAGCCCUACAUUCCUGACUUCAAGAAGGCAUUCCGUCAUUUCUGCAUUCACGCCGGUGGACGUGCGGUUAUCGACGAGCUUCAGAAGAGCCUUCGGCUGACGUCGGAGCAUGUUGAAGCAUCAAGGAUGACGUUGCACCGUUUCGGAAACACAUCGUCUUCGUCAUUAUGGUACGAGAUAGGUUACAUGGAAGCCAAAGGGAGAAUGAAGAAAGGAGACAGGGUUUGGCAAAUAGGGUUUGGGAGUGGGUUUAAAUGCAAUAGUGCAGUUUGGGUAUGUAACAGAGAAAUCGAAGCAGCAAAAAAUGGUGCCUGGGCUGAUUGCAUCCACAGGUACCCUGUAAACGAGCCAGAAGCUGUGAAGCCCUAA